This is a messenger RNA of Drosophila albomicans, 1553 nucleotides long. RefSeq names its product pancreatic triacylglycerol lipase-like. Bases 327 to 1478 code for a protein of 383 amino acids. The transcript is spliced from 3 exons. NCBI's taxonomy places the organism in Eukaryota, Metazoa, Arthropoda, Insecta, Diptera, Drosophilidae. The record is from RefSeq and is a predicted model, not a curated record. Gene Ontology annotation, molecular function: lipase activity. Gene Ontology annotation, biological process: lipid metabolic process.
CGUUGCUGCGCAUGGCACAUAGAUGGCGCUUUUACUGGCGCAAUAUUUAAAAUUGAAAAUUCGAAAUACGACCAAUGACACUUUCGUUCUUUUUUAACCCAAUUAGCAACCACACACAAAAACGCGCGAAUUAGAGUCUGAGUGCCUCACAAUGCGGUAGUGUCAGAGAGUGUUAGCUCUCUCGUGUGGGUGCUUAUAUGUGUCUCGCAGCUGCGCCGACACCAGGCAGCAGACAGAUCGCUGCCAUUGAUAAGCCUACAAAUUGGCAGUUUAAAUAGCGCGCACUUUCGCUACUUGCCACACAGUUGGCUUAGAAGUUUCGCAGCAUGAAGUCCACACUGCUGCUCUUGCUAUUUGCUUUAGCUGCCGUGGAUUUUUCUUUUGGAAAUCCUUUAGUGGGUCUUUUUGAUGCCGCCUGCUUUGUGGUCAAGAACAACGACUGUCCAAAUAAGAAUGUUACCUUCUGGCUCUACAGCAACGCCACUCGCGAUGCUCCCGUCCAGCUAAAUCCCCUUGAUCUCAACCCCUGGGACUUUCAGCCGCCGCGUCCACUCAAAAUACUGCUGCAUGGCUACACAGGGCAUCGCGACUUUGCACCCAAUAAUCAUAUACGUCCCGUCCUCCUGGACAACGAGGAUGUCUAUGUGAUCUCCAUUGAUUAUGCUCCUCUGGUCCGAUAUCCCUGCUAUGUUCAGGCGGUGCAAAAUCUCCCAUUGGUCAGCAAAUGUCUCGCCCAACUCAUCAAUAAUCUGGUGAAUCACGGCAUUGUGCAACACGAUCAGAUCCACAUCAUUGGCUUUAGCUUGGGUGGCCAGGUGGCUGGACAAACAGCCAACUAUGUGCAGCGCAAGUUGACACGCAUCACGGGCUUGGAUCCCGCAAAGCCACUUUUUAUCCUGGGCAGCGAUAUGCGACGCUUGGAUCCAAGUGAUGCGGACUUUGUGGAUGUGAUACACACAGAUACUCUGGGUCGUGGCAUGCUGCGUCCCAUGGGGCAUGUCGAUUUUUAUCCCAACUUUGGGCCACUGCAACCCGGCUGCAUGGAGGAGAAUCCCGAUGAUCCGGGUAGCUGCAAUCAUGAGCGUGCUCCUCGCUUCUAUGGCGAGUCCAUUAAUUCGACGCUGGGUUUUUGGGGUCGUCAAUGCGCCAGCUGGUUAGUCUAUCUCUUUGGUCUUUGCUCCACACGUGCACCCCAAGCACUGAUGGGCUAUCGUGUGUCUGAGGAAGUAAAAGGUGUCUAUUUCCUCAAGACGGACAGCAAGCCGCCUUUUGCAUUGGGCAUGCAGGAGGAGGCGGAUAACACCAAAUACGUUGCAAAAUUCCAUUUCCAUUCGAAGCAUAAUGAAAUAGAAGAUGAUUACGAGCCGGAAUGGGGCGAAACAAUUCCAGAACUGGAGUCCAAUGAUGUCGAGAUCAACGAACUGGAAAAGCAGUUGGUCUAUAAAGAGCAGGAGGCGCUUGAUGAGCCGCUAACUUGAGCUAAAUUGUGAUAGUAUUUAAUAAACAUUUAUACUGCCUACUAACGGAUCUAAUAAAGUUAAUUUAUAUAUUUA